GUCGCGGGAGAGGCGGCCAUCGCCAGAGCUCUCUGGGUCUCCCCAGGUCCCCCUGUGCAUCUUCUGCCAUUGUGUCGGCUGGCCCCUUCCCUGGGCAGGGAAGUACACAACUGGAGGAACGGCUUGGGUGUGUUCGUUGGGUCCCGUUGGAGGGAUUGAGGACCGAGAGAUCAAGUGAACAGUAACGGGCCUGACCGGCCUUUGGCCAGCCUUUGCCCGGCCCACCCGGAGCUACCGGCGCCCUUGAACCCGCCCCUCCUGAUCUAUCCCUGGGCGGGCUCUAGGCGCUCCGCACUCCAGAUCCUAAGGCGCGGCGGCGUGAGCUAUGGAUCGCAUUGCUUCCGUGAGCUGCGCGAGGCUACGGUGGGCGCUGCUGGGGACGCGGGUGGCCCGCUUUGGCCUCGGUCCCCUCGGGGCCAGAGCCAAGGCCUCGCUCCCCAACGCCCUCCCGGCGGCCGAGGCAGCCGAGGCUCCCGGAACCGGGCCUGGCGACCGGAGGCUGCGGAGCCUGGAGGAACUUUCAGGACCUGGGCAGCUGCGCUUUUUAUUCCAGCUGUUAGUGCAAGGCUACCUUCUGCGCUUGCACCAGCUCCAGGUGCUGUGCAAGGCCAAGUAUGGUCCAAUGUGGAUAUCUCGUGUAGGACCUCAGACCCAUGUGAACCUGGCCAGUGCCCCACUCCUGGAGCAAGUGAUGCGGCAAGAGGGCAAGUACCCAGUACGGAAUGACAUGGAUCUAUGGAAGGAGCACCGGGACCUUCAGGGCCUGCCGUAUGGGCCCUUUACCACGCAAGGGCAUCACUGGUACCAGCUGCGCCAGGUUCUGAACCAGCGGAUUCUGAAGCCAGCUGAGGCUGCUCUCUACACGAAUGCUCUGAAUGAGGUGGUUGACAGCUUCAUGGUUCGCCUGAACGAGAUUAUGGCAGAGAGUGACUCUGGGGAUCAGGUGCCCGACAUGGCUCAACUUUUCUACUACUUUGCCUUGGAAGCUAUUUGCUACAUCCUGUUUGAGAAACGUAUUGGCUGCCUGGAGCGCUCCAUCCCGCAGGACACUGUGGCCUUCGUCAGCUCUGUCGGGCUCAUGUUCCAGAACUCGCUCUAUGCCACCUUCCUCCCUAAGUGGACCCGUCCCCUGUUCCCCUUCUGGAAGCGAUACCUGGAUGGCUGGAACACCAUCUUCUCUUUUGGGAAGAAACUGAUGGAUCAGAAACUCAAGGAGAUAGAGACCCAACUACAGACAGGAGGGCCAAAUGGGGUCCAGAUAUCUGGCUACCUGCACUUCCUGCUGACCAGCGGACAGCUCAGUCCUCGUGAGGCCAUGGGCAGCCUCCCCGAGCUCCUCAUGGCUGGAGUAGACACGACAUCCAACACGCUGACGUGGGCCCUGUACCAUCUUUCAAAGAGCCCAGAAAUCCAGGCGGCCUUGCAUGAGGAGGUGGUGGGUGUGGUGCCAGUUGGGCAGGUGCCCCAGCACAAGGACUUUGCCCACAUGCCUCUACUCAAAGCUGUGCUUAAGGAGACACUGCGUCUCUACCCUGUGGUCCCUAUAAAUUCCCGAGUAAUCAUGGAAAAAGAAAUUGAAGUUGGUGGUUUCCUCUUCCCCAAGAACACCCAGUUUGUGCUCUGCCACUAUGUGGUGUCCCGGGACCCUAGCAUCUUCCCUGAGCCGGAAAGCUUCCAGCCCCAUCGCUGGCUGAAGAAGAGUGAGCCUGAUAGCUUCGGGGUCCAACACCCUUUUGGCUCUGUGCCCUUUGGCUAUGGGGUCCGGGGUUGCCUGGGCCGCAGGAUUGCAGAGUUGGAGAUGCAGCUGCUGCUGGCAAGGCUGAUCCAGCAGUACAAGGUGGCCCUAUCCCCUGAGACAGGGGAGGUGAAGAGUGUGGCCCGCAUUGUCCUGGUUCCUCAUAAGAAUGUGGGCCUGCGUUUCCUGCAGAGACCGUGCUGAGCUGGGCUCCUGCCUUUCUGGGGCUUGCCCUAGAGGCCCCUGCCCUGGCACACUGGCCACUGCUGUGUCUCUGAUGAGGAGGAGAAAAGAGAGGCUGCCAGAUACCAAAGGUUGGAGAAACUCAGUGCACUUCCCAGAGAACUCUGAGCUUUAGUUAUUUUAUCAUUGUGCUCAUCUCCCUCCUGGAUAAAAGGCCAUUCCCUGUCACAUUGCUAUCCUUGGGGAAAUGUAGAAUAAAGGGCCUUUUAUUGA
Molecule: messenger RNA, 2191 nt
Organism: Molossus molossus (Pallas's mastiff bat)
Lineage: Eukaryota; Metazoa; Chordata; Mammalia; Chiroptera; Molossidae
Product: sterol 26-hydroxylase, mitochondrial
Exons: 9
Coding region: 326-1939 (537 amino acids)
Biological process (GO): cholesterol metabolic process; C21-steroid hormone biosynthetic process; cortisol metabolic process
Cellular component (GO): mitochondrial inner membrane
Molecular function (GO): monooxygenase activity; heme binding; iron ion binding
Source: RefSeq, a predicted model, not a curated record